This is a messenger RNA of Jatropha curcas, 3183 nucleotides long. RefSeq lists its product as uncharacterized. Gene Ontology annotation, biological process: protein phosphorylation. Lineage: Eukaryota; Viridiplantae; Streptophyta; Magnoliopsida; Malpighiales; Euphorbiaceae. The record is from RefSeq and is a predicted model, not a curated record. Gene Ontology annotation, molecular function: ATP binding; protein binding; protein kinase activity.
UAAACCAGAACAAGGAACCCAUAGAAAUGGGUCUUCUUCUUCUAUCCCAUUUCAUGCAAGCACUUGCAUUAUUAACUCUCCUUCUAUCUUCCAACUACAUAUUUCCUAUUUCAAAAUCUACUGCUCUAAGCUUAGAGACAGACAAGGAUGCCUUAAUCUUGUUCAAGUCUCAACUAAGCUCACUGUCUUCAAAUUCUCUGUCUUCAUGGAACCAAAACUCCUCUCCAUGCAGUUGGACAGGAGUUUCUUGCGACAGAUUUGGCCAAAGAGUGAUUAGUCUAAACCUACCCAACUUUGGCCUCGUUGGCUCCAUUAGCCCUUACAUAGGCAAUCUCUCUUUUCUUGAAUCCCUUCAGCUUCAAAGCAAUCAACUUACAGGAAAUAUUCCAGAUGAAAUUUCCAAUCUUUUUAACCUUCAAGUAUUAAACAUAAGUUCCAACAGCUUACAAGGCUCAAUACCUUGGAAUAUUAGUAAGUUAACCAAACUCACAAUGUUUGAUUUGUCAAUGAAUGAGAUUACAGGAAAAAUUCCAGAACAACUCUCUUUGCUUACUAGCCUUAAAGUUUUGAACUUGGGGCGAAAUCGUCUUUUUGGUGCAAUUCCAUCAUCAAUAGCAAAUUUUUCUUCAUUAGAAGAUUUGGUUUUAGGCACUAAUUCUUUUAGUGGUAAUAUACCAAUUGAUUUAACCCGUCUUCAAAACUUAAAGGUUCUUGAUUUGACUAUAAAUAAUUUUACUGGUUUGGUUCCUUCCUCUUUCUACAACAUGUCUUCUUUGGUUAAUUUAGCCUUAGCUUCAAAUAAUUUGUGGGGUGAACUUCCAAGUGAUAUUGGUUUUACUCUACCAAAUCUUUUGGUGCUAAAUACUUGUUUUAAUAAAUUUAGUGGAAAAAUUCCUGCUUCUUUGCAUAAUCUUACAAAUAUAAAAGUCAUUAGAAUGGCACAUAAUCUUCAUGAAGGAACAGUUCCACCAGGUUUGGAGAAUCUUCCAUUUCUAGAAAUGUAUAAUAUUGGUUUCAAUAGAAUUGUUAGCUCAGGAGAUGUUGGUCUUGGAUUUGUCAAUUCUUUAGUAAAUAGUACCUAUUUAAAAUUCCUAGCUGUUGAUGGAAAUCUUUUGCAGGGUGUGAUUCCAGAAUCUAUUGGGAACCUUUCCAAGGAUUUGAUGAAAUUGUAUAUGGGAGGGAAUUUUAUUUAUGGUACUAUACCAGCUUCAAUUAGUAGUCUUAAUAGCUUGACUUUGUUAAAUUUGAGCUACAAUUCUAUCACUGGUGAAAUCCCGCCUGAAAUUGGUCAAUUAGAGAAUCUUCAAAUGUUGGGAUUGGCUGGAAAUGAAAUUACAGCAAGAAUUCCAGAUUCUCUUGGGAAUCUACGCAAGUUAAACCAAAUUGAUCUAUCAGGAAAUGAGUUAAUGGGUCAAAUUCCUGCAACUUUUGGCAAUUUUCAAAGUUUGCUUUCUAUGGACUUAUCCAACAACAAACUCAAUGGAACUAUACCUAAAGAAAUUCUCAAUCUUCCAAGUUUAAGUACAAUCUUGAACUUGUCUAACAAUUUCUUGAAUGGGAAUUUGUCAGAGGAAGUUGGAUUUCUCGAAAGUGUUGUUACCAUUGAUCUUUCCAAUAACAAUUUAUCAGGUAAUAUCCCAAACUCAAUCUUAAAUUGCAAAAGUUUGGAAGAACUCAGUAUUUCAAGAAACAAAUUCUCAGGCCCUAUUCCAAGAACUCUUGGAGAAGUGAAAGGGCUAGAAACUCUAGACCUUUCAUACAACAAUCUUUCAGGCUCCAUCCCUAUUGACCUUGAAACACUACAAGGACUUCAAUCCUUAAACCUUGCGUUUAAUGACUUAGAAGGAAUAAUUCCUUGUGGUGGAAUAUUUACAAAUCUCUCUAAAAUCCAAUUACAAGGUAAUCCAAAGCUUUCUUUUCAUUUGGCAUGCGAAAAAGCUCGUGGUCGAGGGAGAAGACUAAUCAAAGUCUAUAUAAUUGUUGCUAUAAUGGCAACAUUAGCUUUGUGCUUUUUUAUUUGUUCUUUAUUCUAUUUAAAGAGAAGAAGCAAAAUGAAAGUCAGUCAUCCUUCAAGCUCCAUAAAGGAGAAGCAUCGGUUGGUUUCAUACCAUGAGCUUCGCCAGGCAACUAAUAACUUCAAUGAGCAAAAUUUGAUUGGAAAAGGUGGGUUUGGAUUAGUGUACAAAGGUUGCCUUGUCGAUGGUUCCAAUGUCGCAGUCAAAGUCAUUGAUAUCACAAAAACCGGAUUUCAGAAAAUCUUUCUAGCUGAAUGUGAGGCUUUAAGAAAUGUAAGGCAUAGGAAUCUUGUUAAGUUGAUCACUUCUUGUUCAAGUGUAGACUUAAAGAACACAGAGUUUCUUGCUCUAGUUUAUGAGUUUCUUGUCAAUGGGAGCCUGCAAGAUUGGAUUCAAGGAAAGAGAAGGAAAGAAGAUGGAGAUGGGCUAAAUGCUGUGGAAAGAUUAAAUGUGGCUAUUGAUGUUGCUAAUGGAAUGGAUUACCUGCAUAAUGACUGUGAAGUUCCUAUCGUACAUUGUGAUUUGAAGCCUAAUAACAUUCUUUUGGAUGAAGACAUGACUGCAAAAAUCGGAGAUUUUGGCCUUGCCAAGUUGCUGAUAGAGAAAAUGGCCGAUCAAACUUCAAUCAGCUCAACUCAUGUCCUUAAAGGUUCCAUAGGGUAUAUACCUCCAGAGUAUGGUCUAGGGGUAAAACCAUCAACAGCUGGAGAUGUAUACAGCUUUGGAGUGAUGUUAUUAGAGUUAUUUACAGGCAAGAGCCCAACAGAUGACAUUUUCAUGGAUGGUCAAAAUCUAGUUGGAUGGGUGGAAUCAGCUUUCCCUGCUAAUGCACUACAAGUGCUAGACCCUGAGCUGAUACCAUUUGCGAACGAUUUUGAGAAUGAUGGAAAAUCUGAAAAAAUACAUGAUUGUUUGAUCACAAUUCUUGGGAUCGGGUUGGCUUGCUGUGCAACUUCUCCUGAUGGUCGCAUCAGUAUUAGAAAUGCUCUUUCGAAGCUCAAUGGUGUUAGAAACCAAAUUCUUUAUCCCUGUCCUACACAAGAAGCCAUGUAUUGGUUGAUUAUGAGCAAUAUGUUUAAUUAAUUCUGUAUCUGUAUGUUGGUUUUAUUACUUCACAUCUGUAUAGGAAAAUUACAUAUAAAUAUAUAUCUGAUGGUUGUUAGGAAAA